Frieseomelitta varia is the source of this 521-nucleotide messenger RNA. RefSeq lists its product as uncharacterized. The transcript has 2 exons. Lineage: Eukaryota; Metazoa; Arthropoda; Insecta; Hymenoptera; Apidae. The record is from RefSeq and is a predicted model, not a curated record. The coding region runs from base 135 to 521 and encodes 128 amino acids.
AAUAUGGCGGCGAUUGCAGUGCCACGCUCGUUCAAAUUUGACGCGCAUGCGCGAGACACUUGAGUCGUAACCGCUUUAAGGGAUACCUCGUUCUCAGUUCGCUAUUCAAAUUUCUUUGUUCAUUUCUCAUCACGAUGGAUCAUUCUGGUGAAAUGAAACGAACCAACGACGUGGUCACCAAUCGUCCACGUAUAAUCGAAUAUUCGUCCAGCAUAAGAUCUAGAACUAGUCGUAGGACGACUACACCAUCCAGUGCCCUAAUACGCUCCGAGUUCGAAUCUCUAAUAUCGGAGAGCAGCGACGAGGACGAAGAAGCGCCGGCCAGCAAACUGGCAAGAUUGUCAUUACCGAAAAUCGGUAAUAACGCGACUAAUCCAAAAGAGGCCGACACAGUUGUCUUCGAAGACAUGGACGAGGCACGUCUCACUGCAACUUUUACUCUUUCUUCUCAUUCCGUUAUUAUCAAAUACACCGGUUUAGUUUCGUUUAGGUAUUUCAUCCCUUUUUUUUCCCCUAGAUAA